Triticum aestivum (bread wheat) is the source of this 875-nucleotide messenger RNA. RefSeq lists its product as uncharacterized. The coding region runs from base 85 to 633 and encodes 182 amino acids. The record is from RefSeq and is a predicted model, not a curated record. The transcript has 4 exons. NCBI's taxonomy places the organism in Eukaryota, Viridiplantae, Streptophyta, Magnoliopsida, Poales, Poaceae.
CUCAACCCCAGUCCCAGCCUUGCUUCACACCACCACCCUCCACUCUUGUCUCUCUCUGUCCCGUCUUCUCUACCGCUAGCUUCAAUGGUGCCGGAGCUGGUUCUUGGUGCACCUCCGACGCCGCCGCUGAGCGGGACUAGUGGCGAACAUGCCGGCGGCCAAGCACAGGCAGAUGCGGUGUCGUCCAUCGGCCAGGCUCGGGUCAUACACAUGCACAACUUGCUGCAGCACGGCAAUGGCGGAGGCGCUUCCAUGGCGGACCUGUGCUUGCUGGUUCAGAGGACCCUCCACUCAACAGCGCGGACCGAGAUUGCUACGCUGGAGAUCCGUCGUCAGAUCGCCGACCUUAGCGAGGUCGUCAAGGAUCUUGCGUUGCGUCUUCGCGGCCCUAGCGUGCACGACCUCAUCCGCGUCUUGAAUGCCCGACCAGAAGCCCGCCGGGCCAUCAAGUUGCCGAUCACCUGCUGGGCUGAGUUCGUGGAGGCAACAGAGGCUGUCUUGGCGGCGGAGGAGAGGCUUCGGUCGGGCUCGCCUUCGCCACCGGCGCCGCCGGUGGCGGAUCCUGCUCCGUCUUCCUCUCCGAAGCGCAAGGCCCCUGAGCAGCCGGCAGCUCCUUUUACUCUGGACGACUAGCUGAAGUGAAGAUCGCCCUGGCGCUUCGUGAUCCAGGCAUCCAUUUCCACGGUGGGAUGCCUUGCGCGUCGGCUUGUUUGUUGUGGCAACGUUGGACCUGCGUUUCAUUUUGGGUUUGCUCUGUACUACCAAGUAGUAGUCGCUUGAACUCGUGUUUGUUUCUGCUUCGGCAGCGUGCGGUGGUGAACGUUUCUUAAUGUUUGUUGGUCCAGAAAUUAAUCCUAAGACUACCUCUUGAUUAA